Messenger RNA from Chelonia mydas (Green sea turtle), 829 nucleotides. RefSeq names its product cathelicidin-related peptide Oh-Cath. Bases 58 to 585 code for a protein of 175 amino acids. Gene Ontology annotation, biological process: defense response to Gram-positive bacterium; innate immune response; defense response to Gram-negative bacterium. The transcript has 4 exons. Lineage: Eukaryota; Metazoa; Chordata; Testudines; Cheloniidae. Gene Ontology annotation, cellular component: extracellular region. Gene Ontology annotation, molecular function: lipopolysaccharide binding. The record is from RefSeq and is a predicted model, not a curated record.
UAGAUAUAAAAGGGCUUCCUCAAGCAGCAGGAUGGCACUCUGCCGGCACUGCCUGCAAUGGGCCCGAGGAUGGAAACCUGCUGCCGGCCCGUCCUGCUGCUGGUCAUUGUGGCCGCAGCAGCCACCGCGGUGCCUUCUCAACACAAGACGCUGAGCUAUGAAGAGGCCAUUGCCCUGGCUGUCGAUUUCUACAACAAAGGGUCAGGCAUCGACCAUGCCUUCCAGCUCCUUAAAGCGGACCCACAGCCUGAGUGGGACAUGACGUCUAACUCUCGGCAGGCGCUGAAGUUCACGGUUAAAGAGACCGUGUGCCCGGUGUCAGAGAAGCUCCCCGGGACUGAAUGUGACUUCAGAGACGAUGGGGUGGUCAGAGACUGCUCAGGAUUCUUCUCCACCCUGCAGAAGUCGCCCAUAGUCCUCAUCAGCUGCAACACUGUGACCCAGGAGCGUACUCACAUCAGGAGGUCCAGAAGCCCAAGACGUAGCUGGUGGCGUCGUCGCUGGCACCGGCCUGGUUCCUACACACUCAUCUCCCAAGGUGGACGCAAAGGCAAAGGCAAAGGCAGUAGAUUACAAAUGGCCUGAUGGGAAGAGGCCUGGGCAUCCGCACAGCAGCUUCUGCGACUCUUGCUUUGUUACUCUGUUCCUUCUGUUUCUGUUCUUAGUUUACUCCUGACACCAUGUCAUGUUCUUCUGCACCAGAUGUGGACUGGAUACAGGGCUUCCUUAUACCCACCAGAUGUGUUCAUCAUACAGUCCUUUUAUGCUCUGCUGGGUGGUAUUUGACACACAGGUGUGGCUAAGGUAUUAAAUAAAGUAUUUGACACCC